Thrips palmi is the source of this 3665-nucleotide messenger RNA. Its product is annotated as sestrin homolog. Gene Ontology annotation, biological process: regulation of response to reactive oxygen species; cellular response to L-leucine; negative regulation of TORC1 signaling. Bases 393 to 1958 code for a protein of 521 amino acids. The transcript has 8 exons. Gene Ontology annotation, cellular component: nucleus. Gene Ontology annotation, molecular function: L-leucine binding; oxidoreductase activity, acting on peroxide as acceptor. The record is from RefSeq and is a predicted model, not a curated record. NCBI's taxonomy places the organism in Eukaryota, Metazoa, Arthropoda, Insecta, Thysanoptera, Thripidae.
GCCGGCAGUGUGAGACGGGGAGGCGGCCGCGAGAGAUCACGGAGCUUGCUGUGCGCGUUGAAGACGGGACGAGCUGGACUGACAGUGUCAACUCAGUGUCAACGCGGUGUCGGCGCGGUGUCGACUCAGUGUGAACGCAGUGUCAACGGGCCUGGCAGAGAGCAGGCGGUUCGACAGGCGUAGCGUAGCGUAGCCCCGCCAGCGAGUUUGCGAGUGCAGUGUGCAGUGCGUGCGAGUGCGCUUUGGCCGCUGCAGUGUGCCGCACACAGUGCACACAGUGUGCCGGCCGUGCCGUGGCGUGCCACGUCUAGUGCCCGGCGUGCCUUGGUGACCGUGGUGCAGCAGCCAGCGCGGCCAGCGCAGCACAAAGGCUUCGCGGCUUCGCCUUCAACAUGACGGUGGGCAUGGGCGCGACGGUGGCCGUGGCCACGGAGGCCACCGCGACGUCGUCCUCGGCGUCCGCCAUCUCCGCGGACCAGGACCAGGCCGACCAGGCGCGGUCGGCGAGCAGGACGGCCUCCAGGACGGCCUCCAGGACGGCCGCCGGCCUCCAGGACGCCGGCGUGGGCGCCGCGACGUGGGGCCACGACCCGGAACGGGCGCCGGCCAGCAUCGCCGGGCUGUACUUCGGGGACCAUGGAGCCCACGGGCAUGACAUCGAGUCCCUCUUCAUUGAUUCCUGUCUGCCAAGUAACUGUGUGGAUGCGGUGACAAAUCUUAUGGCCUUCCACCCAACGUAUUUGGACAUCUAUCGAACUACACAGAACUUCAUUCUUCGUGGAGAUGGACCUCUGCCUUUUGAUUACCGGCAUUAUAUUGCCAUCAUGGCUGCAGGACGACAUCAGUGCGAUUACCUAAUCAAUAUGCAGAAGCAGGAAUUCCUGAUGCAGGGAGGAAAUCAAAUGUGGCUGAAAGGUUUAAGCCACAUUCCACCAAAACUGCACGAUCUCUAUGAAAUAAAUAAAAUCCUAGCACAUCGGCCGUGGUUACUAAAUAAAUCUCACAUAGAGAAACUUACCAAAGGACAGGACAGCUGGUCAUUGGCCGAAGUUGUGCAUGCUCUAGUGCUGCUUGCUCACUUCCACUCCUUGGCAAGCUUUGUCUUUGGAUCAGGGAUCAACGAUGAACCAAGAUACCACUUAAGUUGUGAAACUACCAGAGUAGAAGAGCCUGUAUUAACCCUUUCUCCUCCUCCUCAUAGUUCUAAAGCACAGACCACAACAGUAAAGCUUGAUGAGCGCAAAGGUUUCAAAGAUGAGAAUCCAGUUGCCAUGUCCCCAACUGAACCCGAAGUUGGAGUUGAUACGCUUAUGGAAAGGAUGAAGACCCUAUCAGAGCGCUCAGAGGAAGUCUCUGCUGAGGAGCACAAGAAAAGAUUUGAACAUGUUGAAUCUCAGAGUGCAGAGCUGUCUGUACCUCUUGGCCAGCGUACUCCACCCAUAAAACCAGACAUCAGUCAUUUUGUAGAAGAUCCGAAGUUUGCUUAUGUGGACUUUGCUCAUCGUGGUGUUCAGAUUCCCACUUUCAGAGUUCAGGAUUACUCUUGGGAUGACCAUGGCUAUUCCUUGGUGAAUCGGCUCUACAGUGAAGUUGGCAACCUUCUGGAUGAGAAGUUUAAGACAACUGCCAGUUUAACAUACAACACCAUGGGAGGGAGACAAGAUGUUGACACUACAACAUUUCGUAGAGCUGUUUGGAAUUACAUACAGUGUAUAUAUGGCAUAAGGCAUGACGAUUAUGACUAUGGAGAGGUCAACCAACUUGUUGAGCGAUCCCUCAAGGCAUUCAUUAAGACAGCUUGCUGCUAUCCUGAGAGGCUAACAAGGCGAGAUUAUGACAGAGUGAUGCGCGAAUUUUUGCAUUCAGAAAAGAUCCAUGUAAAUCUUAUGAUCCUGGAAGCUAGAAUGCAAGCGGAAUUAAUGUAUGCCUUGCGGGCCAUGAUGCGGUACAUGACAUAAAAAUUAUGCCCAACUUCAUCAAGUUUCAGCUCUAAAAAUAUUUCACAUGUGUCAUUUCUAAGCUUACAUAAUUGAGGAAAUGUGUCAGAAAAAGCUGAACUAUGCACAACUGUAUCAGUUUUGGAAGCUAGUACGAAUUUGUGAUCUUUCCCUGUGGAUUGAAUUUCUUCAAAGUUAAAAGCAGUAAAUGUUAGUCUUAAAUUCGAUAAUCAAAUUACUGUGCUUUGAAUCAUAGUCAAAGUGCCAAUCAUGAAUUAUUUAUUGAGAUAGGUCUGGUGCUUUGACACCAACAACUCAACUAUGCAUAUUUUGUUUUAAAUGCGACAAAAUGUCUCCGUCAUUAAUUUCCAAACAAGCAGGUGUUGCAUUUGCAUUUUGGCAGUAACCGAUUUAUGGUAAUUUGAACAAGCUAUCUUGGAAGGAAGGUUUCUGUUUCUUCCGCUUCAAGGAUUUCACAACCUUCCAGCCCUAGCAAAGUAAUGAUUGUGUGUUAGUGUAUGAGUGUGUGAGUGAACAUGAAUGUGUGUUUGAGUGUGUGUGUUGUGUGCAUAAGAGUGCACCUAUUCAUGAGCUUUUUUAUUUUUGUAGUGGGUCAUUAGCACUUGACCAUCAACUCAUGCUUUCAUUAAAUUCCUCAUAAGAGUAAAUUCAGAUAAUAGACCUUUGUGCUAUUAGAGCCACGAGUCAUAGACUCCACCUCUACCUGUGACGUAACUAGCCUGGUGUGACAUUUAAGUAGGCAGUUGUUGACUAAGACCAGAGCUGUUUCUGCUCACUUCAUAUUCGUAUACAUGCUAAAACUAUAUUCCAAAAAACAUAUCUGACUUUAAAAUGCAUAUCUGCAAAUGUCUGUGAAAGACUGUUUGUUUGUUUCAUUUCUAUGCAAGUCACAAAAUAGACAGCUCACAAAUGUAAAGAAAUCAUGUGAUGGUCACCAAAAGUGCUCUCUAUUACUCAUCUGUUUUUUUAUUUGUUUUCUUUAAAGAAUUAUGAUCUCAGUAUUAUACACCUAAAGAAUUUUGAAUUGGUUGGAGGUCAUGAGGUAUAUUGGCAAUGGAAAGCCAAAAAUGAAGUUGUGCUUCAAUUCAAAGAUGCCCUGUGGAAGAUUGGACUGCUGAAAAUACCCUUCAGGCAAAUGUGGUUACCCAUGCCUGCCUUCCAACAUUAAAUAGUCUAGUCCUCUGGUGUUGCAAAAAGGUCAAAAACAUUUCUUGCUUCUAAUUUGUUUUUAAGGUUUAAAGUAACAAUGGACCUAUAAUUGGAUCUUUAUCAAAUGAAGUCUUCUGUCCUCAUUCAUGUCUUCAUAUGUUACACAAUAUUUAUAAUAUUACCAUUAUGUUAUCUGUGAUGUUUCUAAUUACUAAUGUAGACAUAAAAUAGUGAGAGUAUUUAUAUAACUUUUCAAUGUAAAAGACAACCAAAAUUUCCACAACGACCACUUGUGUUUGUUCUAAAUUGCUAUUAUGUAUGACGAAUUUCUGAAGAGCAGAUAUCCUUGUGAUAUGAUCACAAAGGUUGAAGCUAGAGUGUCAUUGUAUAACAGACCAGUAUGCAACAGGAAUGGCAGUGACUAGUUGCAUGUAGUAAAUUGUGAUUUCCUGUGAGCAUCAUUACCACCCUUUGCAAUGUAAAGAAAUUUUAAUGUAAUUUUAUUAUUUUAUUGUGCAGUUGUGUUUCAGACCUAUUUAUUAAAGCCCAUGUUUGAUA